Messenger RNA from Adineta steineri, 1098 nucleotides. NCBI's taxonomy places the organism in Eukaryota, Metazoa, Rotifera, Eurotatoria, Adinetida, Adinetidae. The record is from the annotation of a GenBank genome assembly.
AUGCGGGAUAAAACUGAUACAACAAGUGAACAAAACGAUAAUUCACCAUGUGCAGGUGCAUGUCCUAAUACACCAGUCGAAGCUCUUGUCGAGCUUGGCCAAAAAAAUCAUUAUGGUGCUAUACCAACUGUUCGGCUUUUUCUUGCUAAGUAUCAUACGUAUCCAAACACUUUGGAAUGUACCAACAAUGAUGAAGAUAUUCUUUACCAUGUCACAACUGUUCUUGAUUAUAUUCGUGAUGAAUUGAAACAUGAUAUUAAUCAAGAUUGUGUUUUACGACGACGUCAUCAACGAACAAAACAAAAAUAUGUUUACUCACGUGUAACUGAUCUUGGUAAUGGCAUCAUGAUUGAAUUUAGUGAUGCAUCCUUGAAUUGUGAAGUUCAAAAUCCAAAUAAUUUAAAAGUUGAUCAUGCUGAUAAUUAUUUCUUAACUACAGAAGAAAUAAAAAUAUAUUAUUUACCCAAACAUGAUGUAUUUGUAGACGAUUUAUCAGAGCGUUUUUCUCAAAUGACUGUAUUUUCAUCGAAAUCAUGUACUUUAGAAAUGGUUUGUAAAAAUGAUUGUGGUUAUUAUCUUCGUGAAUCAAAAGGCAUCGUUCUUCUGCACGGUAUUCCAGGUUCAGGAAAAACUCAUUAUAUUCGAUAUCUGAUUCAAGAAGUUCAAGAUAAAACAUUGAUUUAUAUUCCACCAGAUAUGGCAAAAGAAAUUGCAUCACCAGCAUUUCUUCCUUUUCUUAUGGAAUAUCAAGAUGCUAUUCUUAUCAUCGAAGAUGCAGAAAAUAUCAUCAAAGAUCGAAAUGAAUCUGCAGCACCAUCACAAGCUGUUGCUAAUCUCUUAAAUUUAUCCGAUGGUUUAUUAGGUGAUGCAAUGCAUCAACAAAUCAUUGCAACAUUCAACUGUGAUCUGACAACAAUUGAUCCAGCUUUAUUACGUAAAGGACGAUUGAUUGCCAACUAUGAAUUUAACAAAUUAGAUUUAGAAAGUUCGAAAAUUCUAUCUGAUAAAUUAGGUUUUGGCAGAGAAUGUGUCAAUGAACCAAUGACACUAGCUGAGAUCUAUAAUCAAAAUGGAAAAAAUAGUCAAUUAGAUGAUUAA